AUGCUUUCGCCCAUUUUCCAGAGCAAUGGAUCUCGCAUCUCCAGACCCUGUGUGCUGCUUGAACAACUGCUAAUCUUCACGCCCUCCCAGGCUACAGUAGCGAGUCUUGUGGAUACUGCAAAGACACGUCGAAUGGCCGUCCCAAGGCAAUCGAAGACCAUCGUGUUGGCAUGGUGUGUGGUCCAUUGCGGGGCAUCGUCACGAGCGAGCUACUACUUCUCCUCCAAAAGCUUGACGGUUGACGUCUACCAGCUCCUCGUGGACCGCGGUUGGAGACGAUCGGGCACGAUUUUUUAUAAGCCAGACGUUCUACGUCACUGCUGUCCCCACUACACGAUCCGCCUCCCUGUAGCGACAUUCAAGCCGUCCAAAGAUCAAAGGAAGGCAGUCAAUCACUGGAAUGAUUUUGUGCUGGGAGAAGCCUACAUCAAAGAAGCAGCCAAGCUCUACCCAUUGUCCAAAGAGGAGAAGGCUCGCCUCAAGAAUGCCUUUGAUCUUACUCGCGAGAUACAUCGGACAGAACUACAAAAUGUCAAACAGCCCCCUGAACCUGCGCACCGCUUCGAGGUAACACUCGAGCCAGCUGAGUUUACAAGCGAGAAGUAUGAGCUUUUUGCCAAUUACCAGCGAAAUGUACACGAGGAAAAGGACCAUGAAAUCUCCGUCUCUGGCUUCAAACGCUUCCUGUGCGAAUCACCCCUUCAGCGGACCUCGCGCCAGGUAGAUGGCAAGGAACAGCUUCUUGGCUCUUAUCAUCAGUGCUACCGACUUGAUGGACGGCUCAUCGCCAUGGGUGUAUUAGACCUCCUGCCACAUUGCGUGAGCGGUGUCUAUAUGCUCUACCAUUCCGAUUUUGAAAAGUGGCAGUUUGGUAAGUUGAGCGCGUUGAGGGAGGCCGCUCUUGCACAUGAAGGUGGCUACGAGUUCUACUACAUGGGCUACUACAUCCACUCGUGCACGAAGAUGAAGUACAAAGCCGACUACAAAACUCAGCAUGUAUUAGACCCAGAGACUUACGAAUGGAACCCACUCGAUGCCGACCUUCGAGAGCUCCUAGACAAGAAGGGAUAUGUAUCCAUGGCAAGAGAGCGCCGCUUGAGGGAGGAGAAAGCUCCGGAAGGAGAAGAAUCAGGGAACAAGGCCGACUCAAAGGGUGAUGAAUCAGACUUUCCCUUUGCAACCGCGGCCGAAGCAGGUGAAGCAGUGUCGAAUGGGACUUCGCUCUUCUACAUCAAGGUUCCGGGUCUCAUGACUGCGGAGGAGAUUGAGGAGCAACUAGAUCUAGGCAGCAUGCCAAUCUGUGUUGGCAACAGAAUGGCUGAAGCUCAGGAUCUCGUAUCCUGGGAUAGUGCAGACUUGAGAAAUCCUCGUUCGAUAAAGGGUAUUAUUGGUGAGCUUGUUGCAUGUCUAGGACCUGAAGUUGCGUGGCAGGUGGUUGUAGACCUUGGCUGA
Molecule: messenger RNA, 1452 nt
Organism: Plenodomus lingam JN3
Lineage: Eukaryota; Fungi; Ascomycota; Dothideomycetes; Pleosporales; Leptosphaeriaceae
Source: RefSeq, a predicted model, not a curated record